Messenger RNA from Gossypium raimondii (Peruvian cotton), 1709 nucleotides. RefSeq names its product G-patch domain-containing protein 1. Gene Ontology annotation, biological process: regulation of ribosome biogenesis. Lineage: Eukaryota; Viridiplantae; Streptophyta; Magnoliopsida; Malvales; Malvaceae. The transcript is spliced from 12 exons. Gene Ontology annotation, cellular component: nucleolus. The coding region runs from base 163 to 1275 and encodes 370 amino acids. The record is from RefSeq and is a predicted model, not a curated record. Gene Ontology annotation, molecular function: nucleic acid binding.
AGCACCAAAUAUUCCCUCACUUCCACCUAGGGUUUUUUGUUCUGAGACCUCCCACAAAAGCACCUUUCUUCCCUUUUCCCUUCUUUAACAUUCUAAAAACAACGCUUCAGUAUAGUCGUCGGCGUAGCAGAGAGGAAUUAAAAAGGAAAAAAAAAAGCGAAAAUGGCUGCACCCGAAGCUCCUCUCUGCUAUGUCGGCGUCGCUCGCCAAUCUGCUGCUUUUCGCCUCAUGAAGCAAAUGGGGUGGGAAGAAGGAGAAGGUCUCGGGAAAGAUAAACAAGGGAUCAAAGGUCACGUUAGAGUUAAAAACAAGCAGGAUACUACCGGUAUUGGAUUAGAUAAGCCAAAUCCGUGGGCUUUUGAUACAGCUCAGUUUGAUAGUAUUCUCAAAGGAUUGAAAGUGAAGCAGGCAGUGCAAACCAACGAUGAAGCUGAAAAGAAUGAAAAUCAAGUGGAAACAAAGAGUGAUGAGCCUAAUGACACUGAAGAACAAGUUGUUAAGGCUACCCGGCCACAGGGAAGAUAUAAGAAAAGAGAAAGAGGGAAGCUUGUACAUGCAUAUUCUUCGAGGGAUCUUGAAGGAAUUCUUGCCAAAAAGGUUGAGGAGUCACUACAGGUAAAUCCUGAUGUGGUUGGUGAAAUGGAGAUCAUAGAGACAACUGAAACAAAUGAUUUUUCCACUGAAGGAAAUAAAGUUGAAAGUGUUUCUCCAGAAUGGUGGGGCUUUAAAUAUGGAUUUGUUUCUGGAGGUUUUCUGGGAGAAACUACCCGAAGGAAAUCAAUAAAAACUGGAGAGUCUAAAAAUUCUACUGAGAGAACUGUAUUUUAUGAAGAUGACCAAGAGAAUCUCUACAAACUUGUGCAAGAUAAAGCCACAACUGGAAAGCAAGGUCUGGGCAUUAAAGACCGACCAAAGAAAGUAGCUGGAGUUCACUUUCAGGGGAAAAAGACAUCAUUCAGCGAUAGUGAUGGCGAGGAUUCUGAUGAUGUUGGUCCUCCAGCAAAACGAAUGCGUGAAAAUGCAUUAGAAACGGAGAAAGCUGAUGAGCCAAAACUAAGGUUGAAAAAGCUGUGUAAACGGCUUCUUCGUCAGGUACCUGGAGAUUCAUUAAAGUUGAAGCAGCUGAAAGUUCUUAUUGAUGAACAGUCAACUUUGGUUUUUUCCAGCUUUUCUUCAAAGAAAGAUGCUAUUGCCUACUUAAAGCGAAAGCUUGAAGGUAGUAGCAAGUUUUCUGUUGAGGGAAAGCGAGUGAGUCUUACAUCUAGAAGCGGGUAGGUUUGUGUAAAACAGUCAUGUCAAACAAAAUUAAGUUCUGCCUAAAGCCUGAAACUGGUAAACUGUUUUUAAGUUGUAUUAUUAGUUGCAAAGAGAUCAAUAGCAGUGAUAGACCCAGUGCUAGAAGUGGCAAAAUCUAGAAGGAGAAAUAUAUCGGCAUUCGAUUGGUAAUAAUCGGCUUGGGUUUAAUCUAUAGAUCAAGUCGAGUGUGGCCAAUCUGCCCUUAAGGUACCUUUGGAUUUCAUCUCACAGUUUCCAGAACUGGGCUGGACAGGGAACCGGCUUGGGUAUUGUCUUGAAUAUGUGGUUGGAUCAGUUCGAUUUGUGAAUUAGUUGAAUCAGGUGAUUGGACCAGCUGAAUGGUUUUUAUUUACCAACUUUUUUAUAUUUUUAAAUAAUUUAUUCAAUUGAAUUGGUUAAACUAGUUAAAUCAA